Molecule: messenger RNA, 2131 nt
Organism: Stegostoma tigrinum
Lineage: Eukaryota; Metazoa; Chordata; Chondrichthyes; Orectolobiformes; Stegostomatidae
Product: probable G-protein coupled receptor 139
Exons: 2
Coding region: 814-1806 (330 amino acids)
Biological process (GO): G protein-coupled receptor signaling pathway
Cellular component (GO): membrane
Molecular function (GO): G protein-coupled receptor activity
Source: RefSeq, a predicted model, not a curated record
GGGAGGGACAGCUGUGAUACUGACAGAGACCUGGGACACCAGACAGAAAGGCGGACAGUUCACAGUUUACAAUUGGAGAGUAAUAGAUUGGAAUGAUGCAACAAUGUACUGGAAUCUGGCAAUGAUGGAUUGGAAGAAUACAACACUGGAUUUGAAACUAAGAACAAACAAUUGGAAUGUUACAACAACAGAUUGGAAUGAAUUGACAAUGUUUCAACAUGUCAGAACAGUUGAUGUGAAUGGUAAAACAGUGGGAAGGGGAUUCAUUGAGAUGUUGCAUUCGCUUUCUGCUACUUCUGUUCGGAAGCCACUGAGACACCGCAUUCAAAUUGUUCUUCGGAUUAUCCAAUUUAUUUAUUAUCCGAUUCUCGCUAUCGUUGCAGUGCCUGGUCCGGUUGUGAGGUCUGUAACCCUGGCUGUCUUCGAGUCUUAUUGAGUGUUCACUGACACAGUAUCCAUUCCUCCAUUGACCUCAUGUGUAUGUAUUUGAGGUAUUUGAUCGAUUAAUACUAAAAUCCUUGCUUGCAUUUACAAACACUCUUGCUGUACCAUUGGUUCCAUCACGUAUUUAAAUGAGGGCAGCAUCUCAUAGAUGUUACCCAAAUCCAAAUUCAUCGGUAUACAAUUCAGGAGAGUUUCGCUGAUUUACUAUUUCAGGCAAAUAUAUUGCAAGAGCCAUGAACACUUCAGUUAACAGCAACUUUUGUCUCAUCUUAUAUUUUCAUUUUGUGCUCAAUUUAUGGAAUAACAGCCGAUGCAUGCACAAAAUAAAUUAAAUAAAGAUGCAAUAUUUGUGACAGGAACGGAUACAAAAUGCCAUUUGUACAACUCAAUCAGUGCUCAGUAAAACUGGUAACAUUAUUCCAAGCUGAAAUUACAUCUUCAUUGUUUGCUUUCCUCACAGCCAACAUAGUAACAAUUGUGAUCCUGUCGCAGGAAAAGUGUGGUCUCUCCCGAUGUGUGUCUCACUACCUGGUAGCCAUGGCAAUAGCAGAUCUCCUGGUCACUAUCUUUGACCUCAUAUUGCGACACAUUCUAUUUGUCUAUUUGGAUGGGCAACAUCUUUUAGAAGGUCUCCCCGUGUGUAAUAUCCAUGCUGUUUUGAUUUAUGCAGCCACUGACUGUUCUGUCUGGUUCACCGUCACUUUCACCUUUGAUCGAUUUGUAGCCAUUUGUUGCCCAAAUCUGAGAAGUAAAUAUUGCAAUGUGCAAACAGCAGCUGUGGUUCUGGCAACAGUGACUGGAUUGAGCUGUCUGAAGAACAUUUUCUGGUAUUUUAUGCUUCGUAAUAAGUAUCAUGUCGGCAGCAGAGCCUGGUUUUGUUGGGUGAAAAGGGAUGUGAAAUCUUCUCCAGUCUGGGCAGCAAUUGAGUUCUGUCAUUACAUCCUAACACCAGGAGUUGCCUUUAUUCUCAUUCUGCUUCUCAAUUUUUUAAUGGUUAGACACAUUGUAGUGACCAGUAGAUCCCGCAGGAGACUCCAUCAGCAGAGCAAGAGAAAGAGCGUCAAAGACCCAGAGAUGAAGAGUCGAAUGAAUUCUAUAAUUUUAUUGUUUCUUAUCUCAGGAAAUUUCAUUCUAUUAUGGUCAGUAUCAAUGGUGUAUUCCAUCUCUCGGAGAAUUUUUUUUUUGGGAUAUAAGUCUUUAGAUCUGCGUAUUUUUGCAAUGGAACUGGGCUACAUGUUGCAGAUGCUGAGUUGCUGCACAAACACUGUUAUUUAUGUCAUCGCACAUCCUAAGUUCAGAGAGCAUUUGAAGAAUAUUGUGUACUAUCCCUUUACUCCAAUUGUGAAAUGUAUUAAACAUUGAAACUGACUGUAGAAUUACAUUAUCAGCAAUCAAUUUUGUAUGCGUUUCUGUCUAAUCCACAGUCCUGGUGUCUUAUUAAUAGACAUCAUUGAAAAAAGAUGAUAUCUCCAGGACCUUUGAUCUGUGAUUUUUUUCCUGCCUAAUUUGACAGCCUGUGCACCAGUGCCAGUACACUGUUUCUCUGCAUCUCAAUCCAAGUGUGAGUGUGUGGCUGUGCAUGUGUAGAAGCAUCAGAUGGACAAAUAGAGGAACAGGUCCAGUAACAGACACACUACUCAAGAGUGACACAACAUGACGAAAUGUCGUUCAGUUUGAGAGCGUUAAA